AUGCCGACCGACAAGCUCGCGCCUGGCAAUCGCGGCUGUAGUGAGGCAUCUCCCCUCCUCCCUAAACCCCGGCCGAGAGCGUCCAUGUGCCACUUGACCCAGCCAGCGUCACGCAACAUGUCCGCCGUCCCUGCAGCGACGACCUCGUCGUCGAACAUUGCCCCGCGGGUUGCUGCGUCGUCACUCUUGGUCAGUGACUCCUUACAAGGCGGUGGAGGCAUCUUUGGCAGUGGCGGCAGCGACAGCGACGGAGACGAUAGCGCCGGCGGCUCCAGCGAUGCCAACGGUGGCGCGGCUGGCGGCAAUGGUGGCCUUGCGUUUGGUUCUCCACCGGCGUCGCUCUCCGAGUUCCUCGGUGUCUUCGCGUAUGCUGUCCGCCUGCAGUCGUGGACGAGUUGGCUGCUGGCGGCCAUGUUUCAUCUCUUCCACCUGCUGCUCAUUUUUUCCUUCUGGAGCAGUCCCAUCCUCUACCGCUCCACCGUCCUCUCCCAGGCGGUUGCGAAGUCGCUGCUCGAGGUGCAGGAUGUCAGGAAACACAGAGGGGGCAACGCUGAGUGCAGCAACAACGGCAGAACAAGGCUGAGCGCUGCGGCGGGGAAGGGCCCGAGCGGCGUGGAGGCGGCCGCCCUGCUGCGCUCCAGCGAAUCGCCGGCGCCGGUCUUCGCCGGGAGCGUGUGGGCCAUUCACGACUCCGUCUUUUUCCUUGAGGAGGGCCAUGCCGUGAGGCCCACGGCGAUAGCGGGCAGCUUCUCCAGCCUGGGGGGCAAGAAUCACCACGGCGGCGCCACCAAAAGUACCCCGUAUGCUGCUCGGGACGUGCGCGACGGUGAGAACGCCAACCACGGCACUGGCGAUGAUGCGACAGACAGCAUGGACCAGGGCAAGCCCCGCGGCAGCCCGCACACAUGCAUUUUGCCGCACAAGCCCGGCGACGAUGUCGGUGGCGGGGGUGGCGCGCAGAAGACUGUUACGCCUGCGGCUGCAGUCUCUACGGUACGCGAGGAGACUCGCGCCUCCGCCAUUGGCCUGAGCAGUCAGCUGCGGCCGACGGUGCCAUGGGGCUCGUGCAGCAAGGAUGAGGGUCGCCACCGCGCUGCCGCGACGAGUGACGGCCCUGGGACGCUGCGCUGGUUCGCAGGGUCUCCUCCCAUUGCGCCGGAGCACACUCUGUCGCAGCGUAAGAAUGCCAGUCGCGGGCGAGUCGCGCUGUCGCAGAUCAUCGACGCGUGGGCGGCGUCUCCGCUGUAUUCGUCUCCGCUGGCCCUGGCCCUGUUUUACCACCUCUAUGGCGUCGGCUGUGUCAUCCUGCUGCUGACCGUGACGGACGGCAUGCUCACCGGGCACUUCUCCGCACUGCGGCUCUGCAUCGGCUUUGCUGAGGUACUGUGGUGCGUUCGCCACGGCGCGCACGCUUUCCUUAUCUACUGCUGGAUGCUCGUGCUCUCGCACUGGCCGCAUCGCGCGAUGUACUCCCCCGACGACGCGGUGUUUCUUCAGCAGGGCACGCCGUACGCGGUGGUGACCAAGAAGACGGGACAGGUGUCCAUGUUUUGGUUUUACAGAGCCGCCUUGGCCGUCGACGGGGGUGCCGAGGGCGGCGGUGGUCACGGAGGCGCUGGCACGUUGCUUGUGAGUGAGAUCAACCUUCCGUACUAUCUCUACGAUCAAGUGUGGUACCUCAACCCGCUCGCCGAAGGCAUCGAGGUCUUCUACGUCUGCCUCCUGUUGCUGUGCCUCGUGAAGGAUUUUCACCGAGUGCUGGACGCCGUCGUUGGCGUGCGUGAGCUUAUGGAGCCGGAGGGGUGUGUGCGCUGCCCCCUCUGCGGUCAGCUAAUGGUGUUGUAUGAGCAGCGCAGCCUCUUUCGGGCCAACUCUACCUACGAACCCGCCCGCGGCCACAUAUCAUGGUCCGGGUGGCGGAUGAGGUGGUGGUGGCGUUGGCUACGCAGCGCCGUGCGAGGCAGCAGCAGUGGCCAUCGUUUACCAACACCACGUCUGCCGAGUCCUCUCUGGCGCUGGUUCUUGCCGGGGUGGCUCGGCGGAGGCCCGCUGAAGACGCCGCUGCUGGCCUCCACGACCGCUGGCGCACCCACGGAUGGCGGUGACGCCUCCCCCACAGCGUGUAUGGGCGACGAGAGCACCUACACACUCGCCGAAAUACUCGAGGAUUUCGAGUUCUACGAGCAGUCAGCUGUGCGUCGCAGCGCGGCGGCGCCGCAGGAUACCACCACAGCGGCGACGGCGCAUCUCAUGCGGUGGCUGACGGCGAUGCCACGCGCGGGGCGGUCGCCGAUGGUACAAGUGCGGGACGGCGAGCACAGUCGCAGCAGAGGCCACAGUGGCGGCUUCUCGGCUGAACAGGACGAGGAGAACGUCGAGGCAACGGCGGGUGCGCUGGCGCUCGGGUCGUCGGGCUCUUCGUCGUCUGAAGAGUGUGUGAGCGCGGGGCUGGUGAAGGUGGCGCCUGCCGCCGCCCCCGCAACGCCUGGCAUGGACGGUGCUACGGCACCGACACACGGUGCCCCGACAGCGUUCGCCAAGACAGGGCGUCCGCACCCCUCGCCGACCCAUUUCGUCGCGGCUUCCAUCCCCGCCAGUCCCACUUGUCGUCGACACGGCCGCAGCCAUGGAAAAAACUGCCGCCGCUCACAAGGCCAUUUGCACGGGUCGUUGAACAGCAGUCAACAGUCGUUGACCCCGCCGCAGCGCCCGCAGCGCCGGACUCGAUUCACGGAGGAGGUGCUGUACUGGAACCGUGCCACGCGGCACGUGCAUCACCGGUGCCCAAGGCUCUACUUGGAUGCACAAGAGGCGACCGACGAUGAAGACGCUGACGAAAGCGACGGCGGCAGCACCUCGUGUGAGUGCAGCAGCGAAGCCUCUUCAGCGAUGUCCUCCACUGCAGCCACGACGACGUCCAGCUCACUUACUCAGCCGGCGACUAACGCAUCGGCGCGCCCGCACGCUGGCAACCCACUGACGGCGGCUGACUGUGCGAACUUCCACCAAGGCGUGUUGCGCCGCUCCCUCUCUCCGCGCGCUGGGCCGGGUAGCUCAGCCGCUGGGAGAGGGUGUUGCUACACGCCCCAGCCCUCUGCUGAGCUGGACGAGUCAACGCGCUUGCACGAGAAGCGGCUCCAGCAGCAGCCGCAGCAGUGCACAGGCAGGCAUCAAGACACCUCCGCGACAGGUACCUCGACGCACCAGCGUAACUACCGGAUCAUCAGCCCGGACUUUUCGGGGGCGUCGUCAAAGCUCUUUGCACAGGGUCUGCCACCACAGUUGGCUGCUAACCACAUCACUCAGCGCGGCCUGUACGACCCCAACAAGGCUGGCGAGGACGAGUUCAGGCCCGGCAACGCCUUUCAGUCGUACGAUCGUGCAGGGUAUCUGUCGCGGCUCACCCACAGUUGGCUGAACCCGCUGCUAACAUUUGGGCUGCUGGAGCCGACACUGCUGCGACAGGAGCGCUUCUUGCCCUCGCUACCGGAGGAACUGUUGUCACUGGACAACAUCGCGAUGCCGGCGUGGCGUUUGUGGGUUCAUCGAAAGCUGUGGUUCGCCGCCUACGUGGCGAAGCCGGGGAAGCUCCUCAUUCCCGGCAACGAAGCUAUGGAUCGCGCCGAGGAGGAGUUGAUGUCGCUUGCCCACCUGCACAAAACCGACCUCAGCGAGAGUGGCGAGGAUACGGGAAGCUCGGACGGCAGGCAGACCGCUGUCAUGCUCGGCCAUACGUCGUUGAAGCAGGCAGCUAAGUUUCGUCCGCAGCGGCCGCGCCGGUGCUGGCAGGAGAGACUCCUGUGGACUCUCUUCGCGCCGGUACGGUGCAUCCUCGCGACACUUUUCUAUCACGUAUACAUUGGCACAUCGCGCACGGUGCGCCGCACACGGCGACGUCUUGCUCGCGAACUGCUGAAGGAUCGCCUUACCACCGCCGCCGAGAACCUGCACGACUCCAACGGCUACCAGACCGUGGAGUCGAGCGAGGCGAUAGAGGGGGCGACGUUGGCGCUAGGGGACAUGGCGUCCUCGUGCGACAGCAGCGCUGCUGCGCCAUCAUUCGGCUCCGCCAUGCCGACCCACAUGCGCCGGCAGCUUGUCCUCAGUGAUGUGAGCCUGUACCACCUCUUCCUCGAGCACCGCUGCGGCCGCCGCUUUCUGUUCGUCGCGGCACCGCUGCUGCUGCUAAGUGAGCUCCUGACCGUGGCGGUGGUGCCUGUGCUUGAGCUGCUCACUGUGUGUCUGCAGCGCGUGGACUCCAGAAUGGUGCCGCAUCGCCGCGAGGCCCCGAGCGAUCAAAGCAGCGUAACGGAGGCUCUUCUCUGCAUCAACCUGUUGGGGGUGCUGCUGGUGCUGCAGGGUGUGGUGCAGAGCGCCUAUGUGGGUCAGGUGCAGCAGGCCGCAAUGGAGGCGCGUACGUGCGUCUUCGCAGUAGUGCUGGAGAAGACGCUGGCGCUCCCCCUCGCGCAGCGCACCUUCACGGAGGCAGAAGUGGUGGCUCUGGCCACAGAGGAGGCGGCGCGUGUCGCAACGUGCUUGGGGUCGCUGCAUCAGACCUGGUCAUGCCCGCUGCGAGUGGCACUACUGUUGCUGCUGCUCGCCAACUAUGUAGGCUGGGUGGCCGCCGCAGUGGCCGGUGUUGGAUCGCUCCUCGCCGUGCCGCUCUUGCGCCACCCUUCGCACGAGGUGCGGCAGAGGCGGCACGAGGCGCUGGAGGCAACAGCGCCACGCGUCGCCCUACUGCAGCGCGCUCUGAGCCACGUUCACAAGGUUAAGGCCAUGUUACUGGAAGGGCGUCUGGCUCACUGGCUGCGGAAGGCGCGCGUGAUAGAGGCCUCCUGCGCUGAGGCGGUGGCGAUGGCGGAGGGCACGGCCGGCAUGUUGGCCGGCGGGGUGGAGUGUCUGCUGAUGGUGACCGCCCUCGGCGCCGAGUGCGUCCUCUCCGCCAAGGAACUGCGAGACAUGGAUGUGUUGGUACCCGCGCUUGCCAUCUUCGUGCUGCUGACGAUGCCGCUGCUGGAGGUGCCGGCGCUUUUCAGCGUGGUGGCACGCGGCUUUCUCUCGAUGAAGUGCAUCGAGGCGUACCUGCGGCAGAGGCCCGACGAGUUUGCCGGGACGUGGGUGGAUCUGACCAGCUUCACAGCGAUGCAGCAGCAGCUGCGCGUGGAGAACCCCGGCAGCACACUGCUCAACUACCGCCGUGGCAGCGUGGUGUGCCGCAACUCGUCUUUCACGUGGCAGCAUGACCUGAGCGAAGAGGCGCCGUCGACGCUUUUGCGCGACGUCAACUUCUGCAUCGGGCCUGGUCAGUUGGCCGUAGUGCAGGGCUCCAUGGGGGCCGGCAAGAGCACCCUGCUCUUGUCCAUCCUCGGCGAGGUGAACUUGUUUGUGUCGUCAGGGUGCUCGACGAACGGCAGCCUGGCGGGAUGCAGGUCUGAGAACACGUUGUCCGUCCUCUCCGCCAGCGAGGCAGCGGCGCUGGCGGCCGUAUACACCGGCAGCGCACCUGGCGCCGUGGGGGACAGCAACCGGCGCGACCCCGGGCCCGCCGCUGCGGCGACCUGCUCCCCGGUUUUCCCUACGCCGCCGAGCAACACCAUCAGUCUAGUCGACGCCGCCACACUUGGCAUCUUUGUGGCAUCGCCGACGGACUCCGCCGAGGCAAGGCGGUGUGUCAGCGCGGAGCAGACACUUUCGGCUGUACCCGGCAAUAAUGCAGCAGCGGCGCAGAGGGCGCUGGCCGGCAUCACCUCGACAGCGACUGCUGCGGCCAGGACCUUCAUGGCACCAGGCGGUGCGUCGCUGGGUGGCUACGUUCGAAGCACGGCGUCGAAGUUGUCUGCCAGUAGCCUUGCUGGCGAUCGCGCCAGUGUGUGCUCUGCUACCACUACGAACACCUCACAGCUUAACCCCACCGGCCUGGAGGGCGACGACAGCAGCACUGGCGGCUUCCUCGUCUUCGGAUCCUGCGCCUACUGUGCCGAGGUACCCUGGCUGCAGAACGACACCAUCCGCGCCAACAUCGUGCCCGGCGGUGGCCCGGUGCUGGAGCGGUGGUACUGCACGGUACUGCGUGCGUGCGCGCUGAGCGCGGAGGUGGCGGCGCUGCCGCAUGGCGACGCGACCGUGAUUGGCGAGAGAGGCGAGCGGCUGUCGCUAAGCAUGCGGUGCCGCAUAGCCAUUGCGCGGGCCGUGUACUCCAAGUCACACGUGUACCUCAUGGACAGCGUCCUCUCGCCACUGGAACCGCCCAUUCAGGAGCACAUCAUCCGCGAGGUGUUCCACAGGCUGCUGCGCAAGAAGACGGUUGUUUUGGCCAGCAACGUCGGACUUCGAUCGCUGCGGCCGCAUCGCGUUUUCAGCGUGGUGAAUGGCGUGGUGCGCGAGGACACCGACUUGUACACGGCUGUCUCCUCUCUGCAUGCCCGUGGUGACGAAGAUGACGAGGAGGCACUGAUGCAGCGACAGGCAAGCGACUGUGGUGGCAUUGCAGCCGACGGUGAUGAUGGUGGCGUGUCGAAACGCGAUAGCAGCGCGUGCCAGGCCAUGACCCUGCCUCUGCCAACACUCUAUGCCGAGGAGUUCGCGGAGUCGCAGGAGGCGGCCGAGGCGGAGACGCCUCCCAAGGAUGUCGCGCUGCCGAGGACCGCGAGCACCAACGUGGCGAGGUGGCAGCCGUCGACCUACUUGAAGGCGCCCACCGCAGCACCGUCUAACCCUGCUGCCGAUCCUGGGGUGCCGCUCCACGGCGUUAACGUCGACGACCCUGGCUGUGCCAACAACCUUAGCGAGCAAGGCAGCAGCACCAGCGCCGGCAGUGGCAGCAACAGCACCUGCUCCAACGACCGGUGCAUGAGGAGCCACUACGCCCAGCUACUGCAGCGCGAGCGUCCUCUGCGCCACCGCCACCGCCUCUUCCUCUUCAUUUUCUUGCGCUUCAUGGGUGGGCAGGUGGCGUGGGUGUUAUUGACGGCGCUCCUCCAACAGGGCAUCUCUCUGUGCGUCGAUAUUUGGACUGCAGCGUGGCUGGCAGUAAUGGCGGCGCACGCAACGCGUUCCGCAGUCGGUGCAACGAAGGCAGCCGUAGCAGGCCGGUCGUUCUCGUCUCGAGUGGCAGAGCAGCUGUACACGUGGGCCGCCGUCAGCGACCUUACUUUCAUUGGUGUGUUGUCUGCGUUGUGUGUCUUGGCGAUGCUGCUCACGCUGCUCCGCGCCCGCGCGGUGUACGUCGGCGUGUACGGGACGAUGCACUUCAUCUACAACCAGAUUGCAUGUCGUGUGCUGCACUCGCCAGCCUCUUACUUCGACAGCCGCAUCAUUGCGCUCGUGACGCGCGUGCUGCGCGACGACGGCGAGGUUGCCGAGUACUGCGUGCUGUCCACGGCGGAGACACUGCUGAGCUGCAGUGCGCAGGUGGCGUUGGUCGUGCUGUGGAACGCCUUUGUGAACCCCGUUUUUAUACUGCUGCUGCCGAUGGCCGUGUCCAUGUUUUACCACAUCUCGCAGCGCCACGCAGUGGUGCUGCGCGAGGUGCGCCGGCUGGAGCUGGGCUCGGUGAAUGGCAUGGCCAACAUCCUGCGUGAGGUGUAUCAGGGCGCCACCACGGUGCGCUGCAUGGCUCUGCAGGACCGACUGCGUGAGGAAUUCUGCCGUGCCCUGGAUACGGUCAACACGGCCUCCAUGGUGGCCUACCUGACGGAUUGCUGGGUGGAGCUGCGACUGCACGUGCUUGCCACCCUCGCCAUGUGCAUCGCUGCUACGGGUGGCGUCAUCUUCACGUUCUCCUACUCACGACCAAGCUUCACGGCAGUGGCCGUGAUCGCUUGCCUGCGGGCCGGGCCGGUGCUGACGCUGAUGUGCCGCAGCCUCGGCGCCUUCACGGUGAAAGAGUGGAUCUCGGUACAGCGGCUCAUGAGCCUGUGGGGCGCGCCCCAGGAGCCGCUGACCCUCGUCGGCGAGGCGGACCUUUACACCUACAGCCACGUCCGUCGCAGUGCGAGAGGGCCGUGUGUGCUGGAAGGUGGGGAUGACGCCCCUGUGCUCAAGAAUGUGAGGUUGCCGACGGUGUCGCUCAUCAUGGGGCAGGGGUCUCAUUCCGGGCAGCGCGAGGCCCGUCAAGAGGCGAGGGCGGAGCGGCGUCGUCUGCGUCACGAGCAACAGAGUCAGCAGCGACAGUGGCGGCAGCAGCUGGGGCAGGCCGGCGGUGAGGACGGCCUGGCUGACUCGCAUGCCCCCGCACGGCUCUCCGCAUUCAAUGAUGACCCUUCGUCGUCGUCCUCAUCGUCCAGGGAGCGUAGGGCUACUGGUGCUCCAGGCGAAUGUUGCGCUACUCCGCUUCCUCUGCUCGAGCUGAUCAACGUGUCGGCGCGCUAUCGCACCACGCUGCCGUACGUUCUGCGCCACGUGAACCUGGCCGUCUUUCCCGGCGAGCGCCUUGGUGUGGUGGGCCACGCUGGACAAGGCAAGAGAUCCAUCUUCAACGUGCUGCUACGCCUGGUUGACGUGAUCGAAGGCGGGGGCGUCUUCGUGGACGGCGAGGACGCGGCGCGGAUACCAUACCCCGUUCUUCGAAGUUGGUUUGGCCUUCUGUCACAGGAGCCACUUCUCUUGCAGGGGUCGUGGCGCAGCAACCUCCUCCUCGGCUACCAUUUCGCUCACUACAUGCUGAUGGACGGCGCCAACGGCGGCGCUGACCAACUUUUCCUACCGACCACGCCGCUUGCCCGUCAGCAGCUGCAGGCAGACGCACGCCCAACAUCAGUGAGGGCCGCCGCGGCGGUCACCGCACAGCUGGCAGUAGAGGCUGGGGAGCGUGAGCCUUUGCUGCAGCGGGGCGCUACUGCUCCCACUCGCGGCGGCACCGGGGCUGCUGCUGGACCAGAAGACAGCAUGGGGUCUGUCUCUGCGGUGGAGAACAGGUACGGUAGCACCGACAGUGCUCCGCCAUACAUGCAAGCUGGAGGCGGUGAACGUGCUAACCUGCGGUUUAUGGACACCACAGCCGACUUUGCUUUCACCAGAGACCAACGGCACACCUCGGAGGAUGGCGGUCGCCGUGGCGGUGGCUGUGGCGUGGCCUGCAUGGUGGGCGCGGCAGCUCGACGGCUCCGCGACAGCCUCACAUCCUUUCAGCGCUGCUUCAGACGCAGAGGCGACAGCGGUUACAACGAGGACGUCCCGCCAGGGAGUGCCGGUGGAGGUGACGGCCGCCGCCGCCGUAGCCGUGGCACGGGCAGCAAGGAAACCCAUCCGCACCACCUUUCCAGGCAUGUGGUUGAGGGGCUGCGGCAGCCUGUGGAGGACGCUGUGCUGUGGGAGGCGCUGCGGUCCGUUGGACUCGAUGCUGCAGUGGAGUUGAGCGGCGGCCUCGAUGCCCCGCUCGUCGGCCUCAACCUGACAGAGACGGGGCUGACGGAUUCGCAGUGCCGUCUUCUCUGCCUCGCGCGUGUGGUGCUGAGGAGGCCACCGAUUGUGCUCCUGGAAGACGCCGUCCACUCCGGCGCUGAGGCGCAGACGGACCUCGCCAUUCACCGCGUCUUGGCGAAUGAGCUGCGCGAGUCGACGGUGUUGAUCAUUGCCCACCGCAUGUCCACGCUGCUGAACCUCUGCACGCGUGUCGUGGCGGUGCAGGGAGGGACGUUGAUGCCUAUCACGGAUCUGAGGCCGACACUGGCGUCAGCGGUCACGGCGGAUGCUCCAGGGGCAGGCGACGGGCUUUUGUACGCGGCUUCCACGCGGCCGGCAACGGCGGUGCUGGAUCUGGUCGUGCUAAAGACGCUCUCCGACCACCUAGAGUAG
This is a messenger RNA of Leishmania mexicana MHOM/GT/2001/U1103, 9798 nucleotides long. RefSeq lists its product as hypothetical. NCBI's taxonomy places the organism in Eukaryota, Euglenozoa, Kinetoplastea, Trypanosomatida, Trypanosomatidae. The record is from RefSeq and is a predicted model, not a curated record. The transcript has a single exon. Gene Ontology annotation, cellular component: membrane. The coding region runs from base 1 to 9798 and encodes 3265 amino acids. Gene Ontology annotation, biological process: transmembrane transport. Gene Ontology annotation, molecular function: ATP hydrolysis activity; ABC-type transporter activity; ATP binding.